Uranotaenia lowii is the source of this 1713-nucleotide messenger RNA. Its product is annotated as hydroxysteroid dehydrogenase-like protein 1. Gene Ontology annotation, molecular function: oxidoreductase activity. The record is from RefSeq and is a predicted model, not a curated record. The coding region runs from base 329 to 1234 and encodes 301 amino acids. The transcript has 4 exons. Lineage: Eukaryota; Metazoa; Arthropoda; Insecta; Diptera; Culicidae.
ACGAAGAGGCGCUAUUUUCGGCUACCCAAGCGGAUAGCCGCGUUACAUUGCCCGUUGAUUUUUCUCGGUGUCUCAAAACCCAGUCGUUUGCGUGUGUGCUAGGCUAGGGGCAGCUGUUUUGAUGCUUAGUUGAGGCUCAUAAGUCAAAGCUAAGCUGCACUCGCUGGACGAACGCCCGGGUUACGAGGUUAGUCAUUAAUUUCUACCACCGGGGUGAGUUAGUUGCGGUUGGAAUUUGCUUCGGAGCUCAAGUGUUUUCUGGGGGUUUCUCUAGCGUCUAGGAAUAAUUAGUAGUUUUAGUUGUUUGUGUUCGGUGUUCGGUUUCGAAAUGGUAUUCUGGUGGAUUGGAGUUUUCGCUACCGUGCACUAUUUGUAUAACCAUAUUUUUGAGUCUUUCUUCGAUAUCGUUUGGGGAACGAUAAGGGAAUUUUUUAAUCCGGUACCGUUGCCGGUGAAAUAUGGUCCAUGGGCAGUCGUUACCGGGGCAACGGACGGCAUUGGAAAGGACUAUGCCGAAAAUCUCGCCCAAAAGGGCAUGAACAUUGUGUUGAUAUCCCGCACCGAGUCAAAGUUGAUCAAAGUAGCCGAUGAAAUACGGGAGCGCUAUGGAGUGCAAACUAGGUGGAUCGCAGCAGAUUUCAGUCAGGGUUCGAAAGUGUAUCCCCACAUCAAAGAGCAGCUGGCAUCGCUAGAAAUCGGAAUGUUGGUCAACAACGUGGGAUUUCUACCGACCUUAGGAGAGUUUAUCAAUAACUCCGAGGAGGAACUGCUCAAGGUCGUCAAUAUCAACGUGAUGGCAACCACAAUGAUGACCCGAACUGUGAUACCGCAGAUGAAACAACGUCGGAAGGGAAUUGUGAUCAACAUUGCAUCCAGCUCCGGAUACGUUCCGGCACCCUAUUUGGGAUGCUAUGCCGCCUCGAAGGCCUACAUCAUCUCCCUAACCCUGUGCCUGAGACGGGAACUGGCCGAUACAGGUGUCGAGUUCCAGCUGGUGACACCCUCGAUCGUCAAGACCAACAUGAGCCAGGAUUACGCUUCGAGAUCACCCUGGUUUUUUAUCGUGUUGGAGUCGAAUCGGUUCGUCAAAUCUGCUAUUCACACCAUCGGCAAGACGGCUCACACCUGCGGCCAUUGGCUUCACUGUCUACAGAUGUGUUGGUGGUUUGUUUUCCCGGAAACUUUUGGCGUCCGUGUUAUAGGUUCUGUUUUCAAAAGAGCACUUAUUCGAUAGUCUAGUGUCAUAUUAUCAAACCAAAGCUCUGGAAUAAAUACAACUGUUGUUUGUCUCCAAAAUUGCUGUUUACGUAAAGGUAACGUAACUCUCAACAAUUAGAGUACUGGAAAACUGUAAAAAAAACUGUUAACGAUCGUUGCAAAUCUGACUCAACCAACACUGAGUAUGGCUGUGUGACUCCUUAUUCGCUGGGGUGAACUUGUUUAGCAUUGAUUAAGCAAUACUCGUCGAUCAGUUGAUCCAAGGAAGAGAAAAAAUAGAACGGGUUACCCAACCCCCUUCGACAUCGAUUAGCUGUGCACGUGAAUUAUGGCCAUUAUUGAUGAUCGACGAUGCUAAUAGUGGUGGUGGUGGUGGUGCUGCUGUGAACGAUUUGAAUCAGGAAUUCAACCUGGAAAAAAUGACCACUAACUGAGCCGGUGAAUGUUGUGUAAUGACAGUUAUUUUCGAAAAGUGUUUCGCUUCCGUCGUUAAAC